UAUGCCAACCGGGUAUCAGAAUAGUAUAAAACAAGCGAAUAUUGCUCUCCAAAAUCAGUUUCUAUUUAGACUUGGGCGAGUUAACAACUAAAAGAAAUAAAUGAAUAAAUUCUUCUUCUAAGAACAUUCAGAAAUUUAAUCAAAAAUUUGAACUUCGAGAUUCAACAAAUCAUUUCGCAAUGUUGUCAAAGGAUUCUGUUGAUGUCAGCACUGAAUAUGGCACAAUACGUGGCUGUAAAAAAGUUUCAGUUCUUGGCCGAAAUUACUUCAACUUUCAAAGAAUUCCGUACAUGAAGCCACCAGUUGGUAAAUUAAGAUUUGUGGACCCUCAGGAACCUGAAAAGUGGACAGAACCACUCGAUUGUACAGAACAUGGGCCAGCAUUCUGUAAUGUAAACUUUUUAACAGAACAGUAUGAAGGAGAACUUGAUUCGAUGCAUGUUAAUGUCUACACUGUUGACAUGGAUCCAAAGAAACCUCUUCCAGUGAUGGUGUGGAUUCACGGAGGUGGAGUUUACACUGGAAAUGCGAGAACUGAAUUGACCAGUCCUGACUAUUUAAUGCAAAAAGAUGUUGUUCUGGUGACGUUCCAUUAUCGGAUGGGUGUUUUUGGGUUUCUAAGUCUUGACGAUCCUUCUCUAAAUAUUCCUGGAAACGCCCAAUUCCGUGAUCAUGUAUUUGCUUUGAAAUGGAUUAAAAGAAACAUCGGAAGGUUUGGCGGAGAUGCAAAUAAUGUGACAGUGUUUGGCGAGAGUUGGGGCGGUGGAUCAACGAGCUAUCACAUGAUAUCAAAACAAUCAAAAAAUCUUUUUCAUCGUGGAAUUUUAAUGUCUGGAACAGCUUUGAAUGGAGUUUAUUCUCUUAUUCCACGACGUGAUUGGGCUUUACGAUUAUGUCAUCAACUUGGAUAUGAUGGUUCCAGUGAUGAUAAAAGUUUAUUGGAAUUUCUCGAGAAUGCUGACGAGAAAGAAAUCAUUUUGGCUUCGCCGAAGAUUAUGACAGACAAGGAACAGGAAGAAGAAGGUUUGAUCGUUCCAUUUGGACCGUGUAUUGAACCUUACGACAAUGGAAAUGCUUUCAUUACUGAUCACAUUAUUAAGAUGGCUAAAAAUUGUUGGGGAAAUGAAAUUGACAUCAUGAUUGGAGCAACAAGUAAUGAAUUGGGAGCUCUCGAUAUGAUGGCAAAUGUUGAAAGUGAAUUUAAAAAAUACAUAAACUUCAAGCGUUACAUUCCUUUUGACUUAGGAAUUGAUGUGGAUGAUCCUAAACGAUCAGAAUAUGCAGAAAGAAUCAUGAGAAAUUAUUAUGGUUUGUUGCAACCAUCGCGGAGUAAUUUGGAAGGCACCAUGCGAGCUGGCAAUGACUUUGCUUUAUGGCAUCCAAUUCAUCGUAUCGUUAAGUCACGUGAGAAUUCUGGCAAAGGUGGAAAAUCUUUCGUUUAUCGAUUUGAUUUCAAUUCGGAGAAUAAUUUCUUCAAAAAGUUAGCAAAAGCCGAGGAUACAAGUCGUGAAGCAUUUCAUGGUGAUGAUGUCGGUUACAUUUUUAAAAUGGAUUUGCUUGGACCAACACCGCCAGUUGACUCCGUUGGCUUUGCAGGAAUUCGAUUAAUGCUUUCAACUUUAACUGAAUUUGCACGAACUGGAAAUCCAAAUGUGAAUGAAUUUGAAAAUGUCGAGUGGCUGCCAGCAACUUUCGAUGUCCCUUUGAAAGGACUCAACAUUAACGAGAAACAAUCUAAAUUUAUUGUUUUACCAGAAGCCACAACAGUUCAUGCUUUAGAUAAACUUUACCACGAACAAAAGAAAGAUUUGUAUUGAAUUUUGAAUUUAUUGUUUAAUAAAAUAAUUGCUUAGCAAUGACGUUGCCACGCA
Clunio marinus is the source of this 1871-nucleotide messenger RNA. Lineage: Eukaryota; Metazoa; Arthropoda; Insecta; Diptera; Chironomidae. The record is from the annotation of a GenBank genome assembly.